AUGAAAAAAAAAAGCGAAGCCGAGGAAGUGAAGAGGCAAUUCCGCCAACAGGCGGAAGACUUAAAAACCAAGCAUGCCGAAGAGCACCCCGACUACCACUACUCGCCUCGCAAGCCCUCCGAAAGAAAGCGCCGUGCCUCGUCGCGCCAGGACCGGAAGACGAGCCUGUCUGCCAAAUCCCCCAAGUCCCCCAUGUCGACCAACGAAGUCUCGGACGUUUCGACACCCGGCUAUACCGAACCCCUGUGCAUGCCCGUGGACGACGGCCUCGCCGGAAUCGACAUACCGAUGCCUGAGCAGCCGUUCGAGUUCGACCACAUGGCCUUCGACACAUUGCUUGAGCAGAUGCGGCAGGAUAGUGGUCGGGAUAAUCUAUUUCCUGAGAAUCUGAAUUUCUCCGAGUAUAUGACCGAGUACCCUUGA
Aspergillus melleus is the source of this 423-nucleotide messenger RNA. RefSeq lists its product as uncharacterized. Gene Ontology annotation, molecular function: DNA-binding transcription factor activity, RNA polymerase II-specific; RNA polymerase II cis-regulatory region sequence-specific DNA binding. Lineage: Eukaryota; Fungi; Ascomycota; Eurotiomycetes; Eurotiales; Aspergillaceae. Bases 1 to 423 code for a protein of 140 amino acids. Gene Ontology annotation, biological process: anatomical structure morphogenesis; negative regulation of transcription by RNA polymerase II; cell differentiation. The transcript is spliced from 2 exons. The record is from RefSeq and is a predicted model, not a curated record.